Molecule: messenger RNA, 4181 nt
Organism: Xenopus laevis (African clawed frog)
Lineage: Eukaryota; Metazoa; Chordata; Amphibia; Anura; Pipidae
Exons: 2
Coding region: 2008-4086 (692 amino acids)
Source: RefSeq, a predicted model, not a curated record
CUGGCCAGCUAAGACCUGUCCUAGGUUACUAUUAUGGUUAUAUAUGUAUGCACCAAAACCUGCCAAUAACCUCAGUACAGUUCUUAUGUUCACAUGUUUAAGUAAAAAGCAGAGUUUGCCUGUAAUUAAUGUUUCUGAAUGUGAAUGUUAUAACAUUUAUCUGCAUUGUGUUAGCAGAAGCAGAAAAAGAAAAUGUACCUUUAAGAACCAUUAUAUAGGUAAGCCAAUCAUAGCCAGCCUCACACUGCACAAGAGCCUCAACCAAUCCCAGUCAGCUACACAAUUGAUCUGUGUGGGAGUUCCCCUAGCCAGAUCUUUCUGAGGCCAUUACUUAUCAGACAAAGGGAAGAAACAGAGAGUUCCAGUCAGAGAUAAGUUUUAUGGAAGCAGAGAAGGCCAAAUAGUUCCACCAAUUUCAGACCUAUCCAAGUGCCAAUUUCAGAACAAUCCGAGUGCCAAUUACAGACCAAUCCAAGUACCAAUUACAGACCAAAUACAGAUGCAAUUACAAAUCCAAAUGCAAAUACAAAGGUGAAUUGCUUACUGCUGAUAUAAAGCAAAUGCACAGUCCCAUACCAAAGUUCUAUACCUGAGAGUCAAAUACAUCCACCAUCUUAAGUUAUCUGUUAACUGUUGAACUGCCUUUUAUGGUUUUAUUCACCACGUGUUUGUACAUGGAAUAUCCGCUGCACAAGCAGCAGUGUUAUAUGAAGAAAGUUGAAGUUAUUAAAGAAGUUAUUUAAAAGUAUUGGUGUGUUCUUUAAACCUACUGCCUCCAUAGAACGGCGCUAGAGGAAUUACAGAGUAAAAGAAAGUCUGAUUAGACUAAAGGGACAGAGAUUUUAUAAUUCUUCUAAUGCCACAGCGCACAAGGCACUGUGUAGUGCUGCGCCUGCCACAGUGGAACUAUAACCUUCUGAGGGCAAAGCAAUAGUGCUCCUCAAUUUGCACAGUAAAGAGCGCAUUAGAGAAGCGGAGUGCCAGCAUAUACCGACAAGCAGCAACUGUUCCCUGAGUGAGCACGCAGAGAUACCUCAGCGGAGCUACCAUACAGGCCAUAGAACGUGGGCAUUAGUCAGACUGCAGCCGACUCUUAAAGUGGCAGAACAGCUAAGGCAAGAUAGUCAGAAAAAGAGCACCAACCCUCAUGCAAUUCAUAGAGAGAGAAAGAGACGCAUGGUGGGAGGCCAGAGUCCAGAGCUAGAGUGUCCGCACCGCUAUCCACCAACAGACUACGUGUUGAAUCCAGCUAGUUUCCCACAACUAGGCCCAAAGCUUGCAGCAGCGCAUCGCAAGUCAUCGCAGAGCAUCGCAAGUCAUCACAGAGUAUCGCAAGUCAUCACAGAGCAUCACAAGUCAUCGCAGAGCAUCGCAAGUCAUCGCAGAGCAUCACAAGUCAUUGCAGAGCAUCGCAAGUCAUCGCACCAAGGAAAGACAAGUCUCCUUUAAGAUUGACAUUUUUUCCUGCAACCUUCAGAUCACAGUAUCCUGCUCUUCAAAUAAGGUCAGAGCUUUCCUUUUUAUAACUUGUCCUUACACAUAGGUUUUCCAAGAGACAUCUUUUGUGUUCAGGAAAAACAGACUUUAAAGCAAAAAGGACAAUUUAUAGUAUAUGGACUCUAAAGUAUUUAAAGUGAAUGUCAUUUAUUCCUGCAUCUACUGCCAUUACAUUUAAAGUGAAAGUCAUUUAUUUUUUGCAUUUGUCAGUAUUGCAUUUAAAGUGACAGGUCCUUAUCUUCAUAUUAAUUAUUAUAGCAUUAAAAAAAAAUGGCUGAGCCUAGUAUUACCACUCCACCAUAAGAGGAUGCAGAGAUAGAUAUAGUAGAAGGUGAAGAGCAAGAGAACCUGUCUGAGUUAGAAAGAUCUAAUGUAACAGUAGUCUCGCCCCAAACAAAUAUAGCUCAAACAGGUGAACUAAGACGUUCAUCACGUGAUAGAAAACCGACCCAAAAGGUGCUAGAAAAUUUAGAGCAAGAGGCAGCGCUGAAAAGAAAAAGGUUUGUCCGAAUGUAUGAGAGGUGGAAAUUAUACAUUAUAGGCAUUCGUAAAAAGCUAAAACAAGAAAGCAUAAAAGGGAACCUGUGUGAAAUGAUAGUAUCUGAGUCAGAGUUUAUGGCAGCAUAUGUCAACCUGCGAUCGUCUAUGACACCUUCCCAGGAUAUUGUAAGGAACAUGGACACAUGUACAGCAGUCACUAGGGAUUUAGCAAAGCUCAUGAGAGAACUAUCAUCUGCAGCAAACUACGAUGAAGUUAAGGCACGAAAGGGAAUGAAUGAGUUCUUCAAGAGAGACUAUGCCAGGUCCUUAGGGGGAACCACAAUCUCAAGUGCGACUUCCUUCGCUAGCAGAAGUACCAGCCAAAUAUCAGAGUCCUCAAAUACUUCAGCCAAAAGAAAGGAAUUAGCUGAACAACUAGCUGCCAAGAGAGCAGAAGUAGAGAUGGAAUCUGCCAUUGAGAUGCAGCGUCUACGGAUAGCCGAAAUGGAUGCACAACGCAAUAAAAUGGAAUCUGAAAUGAAAAGUCUGGAAAGGCAAAAGGAAGUUAAGAUUAUAGAAGCCAGACUCAGAGUACACGAAGAGGAUAUGAAUCAGGGUAGUCAUAGGUCCAAAUCGUUACUAAGUGAAGAAGCCGAUUCCUACUUUCUUCCAUACACCCAGGAGAAUGGAAGGAAAUCUCCAGCAUGUUGUGAAAAAAUAAGUCGUAGUCCUUCCAUCCCUGCUCAGAGAAACAAAGAGAGAGACUCACCUAAUUCAGAACCAAGUGAGAAAAUAGAACCAGAUAACUCUAUCCCCGUAUGUCAUGGCAACGGACACGAGGAUGUUACAGCUGUUGUCCCAGCGAGACCCCAGAGAAGAUUCCUCACUAGACUUCCUGUUCCGGAACCUACUGUAUUCUCUGGAGACGUACUGAAGUUCAUAGAGUGGAAAGCAAGUUUUGAAAUGAUCAUUGAGCAUCAUUGCUUCCGUCCAGUUGACAAGUUAUUCUACCUUCAGAGAUAUACUGGCGGAGAAGUAAAGAAAGCUCUUGAAGGUAACUUCUAUAGGAAAGAUGAAGAAGCCUACAAGCAAGCCUGGGAAAAAUUAAAUGCAAGAUAUUGUCAUCCCUUCUUAGUACAAAGAGCCUUCAGAGAGAAAUUAAUAAACUGGCCUAAAAUAGGUCCUAAAGAUCACUUCAAACUCCAAGAGUAUGGUGACUUCCUGCAAGCAUGCAGCAAUGCCAUCCCACAUGUUCAAGGACUAGAAGUACUGAACGACUAUCUAGAAAACCACAGGAUGCUAACCAAGCUACCUGAAGAAGUGGCUUCUAGAUGGAAUCGCUAUGUGACUAAACAGUUAGAUCAAGGCAAAAACUUCCCAAGUUUCAAAGAGUUCUCUGUGUUUGUCAAUGAGGAAGCACGGAUAGCAUGUAAUCCAGUAACAGCAUCUUACGUCUUGAAACCCUUAGAAGAAAGGCCUGCAAGAGAGACAAAACGCGCAAGAGCAACUAGCUUUACAACCAACACAGCUACUAAAGGUCCAGAUACCUAUGAGAGCAAGUUCAAAGUCACUACUGGGAUCAGUAAAGAGUUAGAACCGACAAAUCUUCAGACUACCUUCAAGUGUAUGUUCUGUGGAGAGAACCAUUCUAUACAUAAGUGCCAACAAUUGAAGGAAAAGUCUCCAGAUGAAAAGAAGAAGUUUGUUCUUGAUAACCAACUGUGUUUUGGAUGUCUAAGAAAAGGCCAUGUUACUAAGGAGUGCAAGAAAAAGGCCACAUGCAGCGUUUGUAGAGGACGCCAUCCCACACCACUACAUGAAGAGCGUCCAAAGAAAGAGAAAUCCUUAAUGCCCAGAGAUACUGAGGAAGAAAAGAAAGUAUCAGUAUUCUCUUGCAGAGUGAGGGAAGGAGAAAUCAAUGGCACGUCAAUGGUUGUACCAGUGUGCAUUUCAAAUCCUAAAAGGAAGAACAAGAAGGUAUACGCCUAUGCACUACUGGAUGCUCAGAGUGAUGUCACCUUCAUUGAUCAAGAAAUCUGCAAGAAAUUACAAGUGGCUACAGAACCAGUGAAACUCAAACUCACCACAAUGACGGGAAGAGACACAUGAGAGGACUUCAUUCAAACUGCGUAUUAGAUCUACCUCCAGCUUAUACAAAAGACGACAUACCUUUAGAUCGAGACCGCAUACCUACCUGUGAAACA